Molecule: messenger RNA, 291 nt
Organism: Microthlaspi erraticum
Lineage: Eukaryota; Viridiplantae; Streptophyta; Magnoliopsida; Brassicales; Brassicaceae
Source: the annotation of a GenBank genome assembly
AUGUCGAAAAACCAAAGCCGGUUGGAUCCAGAGAAGAGCAGAGGGAAGUUGAAACCUAUGCGCCACUUUCGGAGCCCGGUUGAGAAGAAUCGUGUAGACCAAGCAAGUAACCGGAGAGUCACCGUUCAGAUUAUCUUCUAUGAAAUCCGACAGGAUUUUAGAUCCGUUAGUAAUGAGAUUCACGGACCGGUGGUGACGGUCUUCGGCUGUGGAAACGCCUCCGUCGGAGAAAGUAAGGAAAGAGAAAUUGUUGUGGUGCCUUUGGCCUUUGCGGAUUUGACAUAUGAAUGA